Messenger RNA from Conger conger (European conger), 3629 nucleotides. RefSeq names its product transcription factor Sp4-like. Gene Ontology annotation, biological process: regulation of transcription by RNA polymerase II. The coding region runs from base 521 to 2320 and encodes 599 amino acids. The record is from RefSeq and is a predicted model, not a curated record. The transcript is spliced from 6 exons. Gene Ontology annotation, molecular function: RNA polymerase II cis-regulatory region sequence-specific DNA binding; DNA-binding transcription factor activity, RNA polymerase II-specific. NCBI's taxonomy places the organism in Eukaryota, Metazoa, Chordata, Actinopteri, Anguilliformes, Congridae.
UCACCCACCUGCACUGUACAAAACGUUCUUUAUAAAAUUUUGUAUCAUAAAUGCAUUCAGUUUUAGUCACUUAAACGCGCGUGAAUGAAGGACUGACAGUGAAAUACGAUGGAGGAGAUGGGAAAUUACAACGAACCCUGACAUCGGCUGCAACGGACAUCUAAAAUGGGGGCGUUGUAUCAGUUUAAAUAGGGUUGGGUCCUCCUAGGGGCACGGCAAUUGGAGCUCGAAUUUAAAACGCUUGUAUUCACCCAGAAGAUAUGAAAUAAGAUGAACAGAACCGCGAAAGAAGCGCGCAUCUUGACUGGAAGGUGACGAGACCGGAUACAUUUGGGGUUUGUUUGGUUCCGCCCCCGACGGGCGGGUCUGUCAGAGGAACCUCAGCGGGGAGCUACGCCGCAGCCCAGGAGUAGCCAUUCGUGGAAAAUAGGCCGUCCUACAGCGGGAAACAGCCAGCCCUGACUCCAUACCGUCCGGCCUUUUUUCUUUAACUACUCCUCUCCAUUUUCAUUAAUGCAGGAUGAGCGAUCAAAAGGAGGAAGCGAUGGCGACCGACGGGGCGAAAGCAGCUGCGGGAGAUUAUAUUAAUAAAGGCAAAACUUCUGGAGCACAGGACACACAGCCCUCCCCCCUGGCUCUCCUGGCUGCUACGUGCAGUAAGAUUGGCGGGGCUGUGGGGGGCUCUGGGCCGGUGCUGGUGGACUCCAGUGGGCUGCUGCAGGUGCAGGGUCAGACCCAGGCUCUGGAGCUGGUCCCGGCGGGGCUGGGCGGCUGGCAGCUGGUGGCGGGGCCGGCGGGCGGGGCGGGGCGGAGGGGGAAGGGGCUGGAGCAGCAGUUCCAGAUGGUGCAGCUGCAGAACGUGCCCGGCUCUGUGGGCGGAGUCCAGUACCAGGUGGUGCCUCACCUGCAGACGGCUGACGGACAGCAGAUCCAGAUCACCCCUGGCAACCCCGCCAUCAUCCCCGGCAACGGCGCCAUCGCCCCUGGCAACCUGAGCCUGCAGAGCGAGCCCAUCCAGCUGAUCCCCGCCCCUACCGGACGGGCCAAUCAGACGCUGCAGAUCCGGCCGGGCGUGUCCCUCCCCCUGCAGCUGCAGCACCCCCAGCCGCAGCUGGUCGCCACGGUACCCAUCAGCGUGGGCGGAGUCACGCUGGCACUGCCUAUCAGCAUGGCAACAGGGGGCGGGGCCAUCCAGCUGGUGCAGCCCGAGGGGGCGGGGCAACUGCUGCUCACGCCCAUCUCCACCCCGGCGGCGGAGUCUGUGGGGGCCGUCACCUCGACGACCGCGCCCUCCGCAGGGGAUUCGCUGGCUGUGACCUCCACCACGCCCACUGAGCAGGGAGCUCCGCCCCCUGAGGCCCCGCCCACGGAGGGCCACGCCCAGGCCAACGGGCUGCAAGGGGGGCAGGUGCAGCUGGUGGGGCAGGUGCAGGGGGGGCAGGUGCAGCUGGUGGGGCAGGUGCAGGGGGCGGGGCAGCCCCUCCUGCAGCAGAUGCAGCUGCAAGCCCUGACCCCCCCUCCCCUGCUGCUCCGCGCCCCCUCCCUCAGUGGCUGGCAGACGCUGCAGCUGCAGAACCUCACGCUGGCGCCCGUCAGUACAGGCCCCGCCCCCGCCGGGACCUUCGCCCAGAUCUCCCCUCUCACACUCGCCGGCACGCCAAUCACCCUGAACUCCGCCCCCAGCGUGCAGACACUCAGCAUCGCUGGCCUGCAGGGCCUGCCAAUCACCAUCACCGGCGUGCAAGGCCAGGCAAUGGGGGGGGAGGGGGUGAAGGUGCAGCCAUCCCCCCGGGGGGAGAGCCAGAGUCCCUCCAGCCAGGAGCCACAGCCCAGCAAGAGGCUCCGCAGAGUGGCCUGCUCCUGCCCCAACUGCCGUGAGGGGGAGAGCAGUGGGGACCCCGGAAGGAAGAAGCAGCAUGUGUGUCACAUGGAGGGCUGUGGGAAGGUGUACGGGAAGACGUCCCACCUGAGGGCCCACCUGCGCUGGCACACGGGCGAGCGGCCCUUCGUCUGCUCCUGGAUCUUCUGCGGGAAGCGCUUCACCCGCUCCGAUGAGCUGCAGAGACACCGCAGGACACACACGGGAGAGAAGCGGUUUGAGUGCCCGGAGUGCUCAAAGCGGUUCAUGCGGAGUGACCACCUGUCCAAGCACGUGAAGACGCACCAGAACAAGCGGGGCGGUGCGUUGACUGUCCUCACCACCGAGGACAUGGAGGAGAGCGCUGAUGAGCUGGGGUCGCCCGGGGUCGUUACCAUGGAAACUCUCGCCGCGCAUGGCUCCACCCCCGCCACGCCCACUGCCAUGGAGGAGGAGUUCUAGCAGCUCGAACCCGAGCCGGGUCAAACCCGGUCAAACGCGGAACCACUUCUGAUCCAAAUACUGCUUCAUGCUUUUUUGAGCUUGUCUGGUGUACUGGGAGCUAUGAAAUACUCUCAGACAGUGCAGACCCCACAUUGUGGUCCUCUUGGUGGACUCAUUUUUGCCAGGCAAGAUCUGUCAAGCACAGAAAAGUAUUUGUUUUCAAAACAAUUAUGUAUUUUGCCCAGGUCUGGCACAAAAGUGCACAUGCACACAAAUACACACAAAUACACUCAUGCACACACAUGCACAAGUACACACAAAUACACUCAUGCACACAUAUGAACACACACAGACUUUACUCACACAUGCACAAUAACAUGUGCAUUUGAAUUUGAUUAGUUUUUCAAACAGCUAUCCUCUUUUUAUAGUCAUGUUCUUAAAAGAUGAUGAAAUUAUAUAAUUUGUAAAUCUUCUGUAAAAUGGGGCCACUGUUAGAUUGGAUGGAAUCUGAAAAUUGAUUUCUAUGCACAAAAUCAAUUUCUGUGUUUAAGUUGUGAAGGGGGAUAUGAGGUUAUUUGUAAACAGGAUGGGAGAGGCAGGCAGGCGGUAUUUGCACAGGUGCACAAGACCGGUGAACAGGGACAGAAUCGUGAGAGGACUGAGGUUCUUCAGUUUACCCAUCUUGCUCCUGGGAAACCUGACAGCGCUCUUAUUUUACCAUAGAUUCUCAUUUUCUCUUUACCAUAGAGUUCAGUCAUUCUCUUUACCAUGGAGUCAGUCAUUUUUGUUUUACCAUAGAGUUCCGUAAAUCUCUACCAUAGACUUCAGUCAUUCUUUUUACCAUGGAGUCAUUAUCUGUUUACCACAGUGUUCAGUUAUCUUUUCCAUAGAUUCAGUAAUUGUCUUUAUAAUAGAAUUCAACAAGCUUAAUACACUUUGUGAAAAGCACAGAAGAAUUCAGAUGUAGUGACAGUGCAUACAUUAGGAAAGUUGCGGACUGAAGUAGGUUUUUUUAUAUGAUGAAAACAAUCUAGCUUUCUACUAUGACAAAGCAGCUGAAAGUGAUGUAAGUAAGACAAUCUGAGACUAUGUUUACAUUAGUAUACUAUUAUAUACUAUUAUUAUUACUAUUACUGUUAGUAGUAGUAAUAGUAGUAGCAGUAAUAAUAAUAGUAAUAAUAAAAUUAUAAUAUGAGCUGAUUUGUUGUAUAAAAGUGAUCUCACUCACUACAGGAGCGGAUAUCUGACUAACUGCAGUAAAAUGCCUUAACACAGAACACACACAGCGCUGGGGAGGAGCAAACUCAGGUGUGUGUGUGAGUGUGUG